CGCCAGAGCUGGAGUGAAAUGGGGAGAGCGCAGAAGAUCAACGGCAAGGAAACAGAGGAAAUCUGGUUAAAAUUGCAUGCUAAUAUUCACUGUAAAAACAUGGGAUAACGAGGCGAAAACGACAACGAUUCACCCGCGAUCCCCCCACAGGAACGGGAAAAAACGGGCUUCAGCGACAAAGAAAACGGAAUCAUUAUUCUCUCUUUCCUUGUAUUUCGAUUUCUUGGAGGCUGUCUACAAAAGAAGCUGAAACAACUGGAGAUAAUAGAAAACGAUGUCUCCCGAUGAAUGAAGAAGAGUAAACGGUCGCGGAAUAAACUGCGAAGAAGAAAAAUAAAUACGUUACAUUCACUUUUCUCUGCGCAUCGAGAGUUUCCUAUCUGGACCUUCGCCCUGGGAGACAGAUGUUCUUGUAUCGUGCGCAGGGAUUUUUUCCCUAUCAAUUCCGGACCUGGUCGAGGAUAACGCUGGCAAGGAGCAUGCGCUAUGGAUUUUGACCAGCUUCUGACAUAUACAAAAACAAACUGGUGAAAGGUUAUUCUAGAAUUUAGAGAAAAAUCAGCAACAGCCGUAUGCACAUUAAACUGAAAAAAAAUUGCGAAGAUGCACUAAAAAAAAGCCAAAGGACGGUCUGUAAUUCAGAAACCCGUCGGCUGUUUGUUGAUGUAUUUUAUCAUGGUUGCAGUUUGCGACUUUCAGUUGUAGCUGUCAUUUUUGUGGAUUCGCCAGGGAGGGACAAAUUAACUUGGAAGUAAACACCACAGCGAGGAAAUAGAGCGUGGGCUCAUUGUGUUCAUUAGAAGUACAACUGCGCUGCUGACAAUGGUGGAACCGGUGGGUUUUGUGGAAGCCUGGAAGGCACAGUUCCCCGACUCCGAUCCCCCUCAGAUGGAGCUGAAGACGGUGGGGGACAUUGAGCAGGAGCUGGAGAAAUGCAAGGCAUCCAUCAGGCGGCUGGAGAUGGAGGUGAACAAGGAGCGCUUCCGCAUGAUCUACCUGCAGACGCUGCUGGCCAAGGAGCGCAAGAGCUACGACCGACAGAGGUGGGGCUUCAGGAGGGUGUCCCAGAUGAACGAAGGGGACCAGCCCGUGGACUCCCAGCAGCCUCAUGAGCAGGAGCAAGGGGAAGGGGAUCGGGGGAAACUGCAUUCCGCCCGGGAAGAGAAGUUCAGACCCAGGCCGCCCCCAACCAGGAAGUCGUCCUCCCACAGCGAGUGCCUGGAACCCCCGUCCGGAGUGGAGCCGCACCAUGGAGAGAUGGGGGAGACGGACAGGUGCAGAUAUUAUGGCGAGGGUGAGGUCGACGGGCUCUCACCAUCAAAACAGAGAGGCGGGGGAUCCUCCCGCAGACCUGCGGUCGCCACGGCGCCUGACAAGGAGGCGCCAUUGGACUCCUCCCCGAAGGAGAAGGUGGGCAUGGGUCUAGGGGUGGCGGCGCUGAGGUCCAACUUCGAGAGGAUCAAGAGGGCUAACUCGCACUCGGCCGGGGACGCCAAGGCCGGGGGCCUGGAGAAGCCUUUCUACGUCAACAUGGAGUACCACCAUGAGAAGGGCCUGGUGAAGGUGAAUGACCGGGAAGUGUCGGACAAGAUCAGCAACCUGGGCAGCCAGGCCAUUCAGAUGGAGCGUAAGAGGUCCCUGCACUCGUUACCGGGCAACCUGGCAGCGGGGAUGGCCGAGUUCCGCAAGCCGGUCUACAGGGGCAGGUCGGCCGACAGCAACUGCGGCUACGACGUGGACUACGAGGACGCCGAGCUCAACCCGCGCUUCCUGAAGGACAACUUGAUCCGGGCCAACGGGGGGAAGCCGGACCGGCACCAGACAGAUCGGCACCCGCAGCAGCAGCAGCACUGGCAGCAGUCAGACUUCCAGCCGUACACGAGCGUCUACGUCGGGGGGAUGAUGGGAGAAGGGGAGGGGAAGACGGUGACCAUGCGGGACCAUGGCGGCGACGACCGACACCUGACCUGGCCGCGGCGCUCCUACUCGCCCGGCAGUUUUGAGGACAUCGGCGGCGGAUACACCCCGGACUGCAGCUCCAACGAGAACCUGACGUCCAGCGAGGAGGACUUCUCCUCCGGCCAGUCCAGCCACGUCUCGCCCAGCCCCACCACCUACCGCAUGUUCCGGGAGAAGAGCCGCUCGCCUUCCCAGAAUUCCCAGCAGUCCUUCGACAGCAGCAGCCCCCCGACGCCACAGUCCCAGAAGCGGCACAAGCAGCAGGUGGUGGUGUCGGAGGCCACCAUCGUUGGGGUCAGGAAAACCGGGCAGAUCUGGCCCAACGAUGGCGACUCCACGCCGUCCAGCAGGGCUUCGCACGACAACAGUUUCCAUGGAGACAUAGAUGCCUCGUUCAGCGGGACCCCGCCAACGUACGGCUACGACGCGGACCGGGCGGAGGAGCAGCGGCGGCACCACGACAUGAUGCCCUACAUCGACGACUCACCCUCGUCCUCGCCCCACCUCAGCUCAAAGAGCCGCAGUAGCCGUGACACGCUGUCCUCGGGCUCCCUGGAGUCCUCCAAAUCGACGGAGCUGGACCUUGAGAAGGGCCUGGAGAUGAGGAAGUGGGUACUGUCUGGAAUCCUGGCCAGCGAGGAGACGUACCUCAGCCACCUGGAGGCGCUGUUGCUGCCCAUGAAGCCCCUGAAGGCCGCUGCCACCACCUCCCAGCCUGUGCUCACCCUACAGCAGAUCGAGACCAUCUUCUUCAAAGUGCCCGAGCUCUACGAGAUCCACAAGGAGUUCUACGACGGCCUCCUGCCCAGAGUCCAGCAGUGGAGCCACCACCAGCGUGUGGGCGACCUCUUCCAGAAACUGGCCAGCCAGCUCGGACUGUACCGGGCCUUCGUGGAUAACUACGAGGUUGCCGUGGAGACGGCGGAGAAGUGCUGCCAGGCCAACACGCAGUUCGCCGAAAUCUCUGAGAACCUCAAAGUCAGGAGUUCAAAGGAGUGCAAAGACCAGACGGCCAAGAACUCUCUGGAAACACUCCUGUAUAAACCAGUGGACAGAGUGACUCGAAGCACCCUGGUGUUGCAUGACCUCCUGAAACACACCCCCUCCAGCCACCCGGAUUACCCACUGCUGCAGGACGCCCUCCGGAUCUCCCAGAACUUCCUGUCCAGCAUCAACGAGGAGAUCACGCCCCGGCGACAGUCCAUGACCGUCAAGAAGGGAGAGAACCGGCAGCUCCUGAAGGACAGGUUCAUGGUGGAGCUGGUGGAAGGAGCUCGGAAACUGCGCCACGUCUUCCUCUUCACCGACCUGCUGCUCUGCGCCAAGCUGAAGAAACAGAUUGGAGGGAAGAGCCAGCAGUACGACUGCAAGUGGUACAUCCCCUUGUCCGACCUCACCUUCCAGACCAUAGAUGAGUCCGACUCCUCCCCCAUCCCCCAGGUCCCAGACGAGGAGAUCGACGCCAUGAAGAUCAAGAUCUCGCAGAUCAAGAACGAGAUCCAGAGGGAGAAGAGAGCCAACAAGGGCGGGAAGGCCAUCGACAGGCUGAGGAAGAAGCUGUGCGAGCAGGAGUCCCUGCUGCUGCUCAUGUCCCCCUGCAUGGCCUUCAGAGUGCACAACAGGAACGGCAAGGGCUACAUGUUCCUCAUCUCCUCGGACUACGAGCGAGCAGAGUGGAGGGAGAUCAUUCGGGAACAGCAGAAAAAGUGUUUCAAGAGCUUCUCACUCACCUCCGUGGAGCUGCAGAUGCUGACUAACUCGUGCGUGAAGCUGCAGACGGUCCACAGCAUCCCGCUGACCAUAAAUAAAGAAGACGACGAAUCUCCUGGACUCUACGGCUUCUUGAAUGUAAUUGUCCACUCUGCAACAGGACUCAAACAGAGCUUAAAUCUCUACUGUACCUUGGAGGUGGAUUCCUUCGGCUACUUUGUGAACAAGGCCAAAACGCGAGUUUACAGAGACACCACUGAGCCCAACUGGAAUGAGGAGUUCGAGAUCGAGCUGGAGGGCUCCCAGACCCUGAGACUCCUCUGCUAUGAGAAGUGCUACAACAAAACCAAGCUGAACAAGGAGGACGGGGAGAACACCGACAGAAUCAUGGCCAAAGGACAGAUCCAGCUGGAUCCACAGACGCUACAGGGCAAGGACUGGCAGAGGACCGUCAUUUCCAUGAACGGGAUCGAAGUGAAACUCUCCAUGAAGUUCACCAGUCGGGAGUUCAGCUUGAAGAGGAUGCCGUCACGGAAACAGACCGGCGUGUUCGGGGUGAAAAUCAGCGUCGUCACCAAACGGGAGCGGUCGAAGGUGCCCUACAUCGUCAGGCAGUGCGUGGAGGAGAUCGAGAGGCGAGGCAUGGAGGAAGUGGGCAUCUACCGCGUCUCGGGAGUGGCCACCGACAUCCAGGCCCUGAAGGCCGCCUUCGACGCCAACAACAAGGACGUGUCGGUGAUGAUGAGCGAGAUGGAUGUCAACGCCAUCGCGGGGACCCUGAAGCUGUACUUCCGUGAGCUCCCAGAGCCCCUCUUUACCGACGAGCUGUACCCCAACUUUGCCGGGGGCAUAGCUCUGUCAGACAGCGUGGCGAAGGAGAGCUGUAUGCUCAACCUGCUACUCUCACUACCAGAGCCCAACCUGGUGACCUUCCUCUUCCUACUGGACCACUUGAAGAGGGUGGCCGAGAAGGAGGCCGUCAACAAGAUGUCCCUCCACAACCUGGCCACGGUUUUCGGCCCCACUCUGCUCCGCCCCUCGGAGAAGGACAGCAAGAUACCCACCAAUCCCACGCAGCCUAUCACCAUGAGUGACAGCUGGUCACUAGAAGUCAUGUCACAGGUCCAGGUCUUACUAUAUUUCCUUCAACUGGAGACUAUCCCCACGCCGGACAGCAAGCGGCAAAGCAUCCUCUUCUCCACGGAGGUGUAGGAGGAAUUCAGUCCCCUCAGCUAGCAAGGCUGAAAGAAGGGAGAGCCAAGGGAACUGGAGUGAGAGUUUUCUGUGGCUGUGUAUUGGCUGCGAUCAGCAGCGAAUAGACUGGACCCUGCUUAGCGGUGACUGACACAGUGUGACCACCAGAGGGCGCCAGAAAUGUGCUGAAGCAGCGAAGAGGAACCAUCCCAAAAUCACAUUCCUUGUACUGUUGUAUCAUUUUACAAAAUCUAAAUCGUUUGUGUCUUCUGUGACACAAAUUCUGCUCAGUUUUCCUCCCAGCAUCUACAGCUUGUGUGCAAUCACUUCAGUGUGUCAAGUUGUGCACUCAAAAGGCUUUGGUUAGAACAAUAACACCUGGCAAGGGACACAGGCAUCCAGAUUUUUCUGUUGUUUCCCUGUCCUUGUUCUAUUGUUAUUCAUGUCGGAGCUGCUUUUUUUGUUGGGCGACUGCAACACUGCAUUUCCCCAGCAGAGGGCCAAAUAUUACACACUGCGCAUCCGUCCGGCUUUGAUUUUGCUUAAUCAUAAGCGUCCUCAACUUUUUUUUUUUGUUGAGCAUUUUUUAAGGCUUAUACAGACAGGCUUGAAGUAAUGGUGAAGGAAGGAGAACAUAUACUUGCAACUGCGUCUUAAUGAUUGUGUCUUAAUUGCAGGAUACUCUUCUUAAAAACAUGAAAUUCCAGGUUGCCAUUGCUGGGCCAAGUGUAUUUAAGACAAUCAGGUCAUGUCAGCGGAAUCCAGGGAAGGCUUUAGUGUUGUACGGUUCGAGAUUUAACAGAAAAAAUAUACUAUUAGUCUCCAGGUUGAGGCUUAUGCGGUUUCAUCCUGGUAACCGAACGGAGACCGAAUACGAACGUUUUUCACGUGAGGAUUUAGGUGUGGAUUUGGAGGCAAAUGUGAAGGCUGUUCUCACUGACAGAUGUUUUGGAAACUUUAAGGUGAGCCAAUCUUAAGAGGGUGGGGGGGGGGCGAGAGAUGGAAAAUAUUAGUAGUCCGUCUGAGUUUUUUUUAUCUGUUGCGGGAACUCGGCGGUGAAGGAGAUUAAAAAGAAGUCGUUUGCAUGCAGCUGGGAUCACGUCAGAAAGACCCGUCAUACACUUGUGAGACCUUGACCUGUAGCACGAAGUGAUCGAAUAGCAUCACACUGUGGGCAAACUGCCCACAAUGCCGCAAAUCUCAUGAGGCUGUUUCGACAGCCUCAAGGACAGAUUUUAUUUCCUUUGCUAGAGAGGUGAUAACUAAUAUUUAUAGAUUACCUUAGGCGUUGGUAAUUCAGUAAAUGUGUGCUAAUUGGCUUGCUUUAAUCUGUGUAACAACUAAUAUCCAGGAAGCAUAGGGGGUUUUAUAUGCCUUUAGCAGGCUUGUCCACACACUGUGUGUCAUAAGGUCGUAUAUCAUAUGAAGUGCCCUGCCAAAACACAUUGCAGUAUAUGCACAGUUGUGUGUUUGUUCUUGUUGUUUGAAAGCAGAGCUUCAUGUUUUUUUUUGUUUUAUGCAUUUAUACAAGUGUGUUUAAUUUAGUUUCAAUGUCUCUAUGAGAAUCCUUCAUCAGAUUCUCAUUUUUGUAUAAUCCCUCUCACAGCAACAAAAGGAAUAGGCAUACUAUCUAAUUCAAAUACUGUAACUGGAAGAAAAAGUGAUUCAUCCUGACUGCAUUCAAGACAUGUCUACCUUUCCAAAGUUUUUAUAUUUAGUUUUUCCAGUGUUUUUAAUCGUCGUUAUGAUGAACAUCGUGGAUCUUUGGAACCUGCCUCACCCUGCACUCUGCAGCUGAAACAUAAAUAAAAGCCAUGGCUAACCCCAGACCUAACCCACUAGCCAACAGAGCCCAGUGCAUGAUGGGUACUUAAUGGGUUUAUUUGGGUGAAACGCUUCCCUAUUGUGAGGGAUUCAGAUGGGAGGGAGGGGGGUGGGGGGUUAUGCCCCUACGCCCCUACGCCCCCUAUGGGUUGACUUUCCUCAGCGAAGGUCUAGGACUGGGUCCCACCUCUGAUAGCUUUCCUCCAUCCCACUUAUGGAGGGCCAAGUUGGCCUCUCUUACCAUUGGCGAUGGGGUAGAAUUUCAUAGCAGUGUGCACUUAGUGAAGUUAGGCUAUAGAACAGGCCUUCUCCAUCAGCCAGAUUGGGAGCAAUAUUGACUGGUAUCACUGCCCCACGAUCAGCACAUUCAAGCUGGGGAGAGAUUUUGCAUUGUGUCUGAACCGAAGGUGGAGGCAGGAUAUACUUGGUCUGUAAACGGCAGCAUCCACAGAUUUAACAGGCUGGUUUAUCUUUCUUUACUGUAUUUUGCUGCCUUCUGCCUAGUAAUUUUUUCCAGACAAUUCAGCUGCAGUUCUGAAACCUCAGCUGCAAUACCCAACUGUGCCAAUGUCUUUGACUGUUAUAUGUUUAAUUCAGUUUCGACCGGUUUUAAUGAGUGGGCUGUCCCGGCAGGAAGCAUACACAAGGAAAUAUGUCAUCUUUAAUUAUUUUCUUAGGGGAUAAAAAGGCAGAGGAUGGUUAUAUUCAUAUGGCUAACUUUAGUGUUUAUUAACAUGCUGGCAUGUUGAUUUAAAGUUUUUUUUUAUAUUUGUAAUUCUUUCUGCGCAGACUUUAGUUUUUAUUGUUAAAACAUAACCCAUGGAAGCUCUGGUUAUGUGUUCUUUCCCAAAGCUGGCUAUUUUGGGGCGGUAAGUUAAAACUAACUCUUGCAAAGUGAGUAUCUCUUGCAGAAUUCGGGGAAGAAAAACUGGCAAACACAGAAACUGUGGACUGCAUAAAUUCAGUUUCCUUUGAGAUGGACUAGAAGUUGCACUUAUAAGGUUCUUUUCCUGUCAGAAGAUCAUAUGUGUUCCCAAUGUAUACCAUCUGACCUUAGGCUGGUUCUGUAGGGGUUAUCCCAUGGGGAGAUUGGGUCAGUAGAAUGAAGUUCUUGUUACAUAAUGGUAUUUUCCUCUUCUGUCCCCUCCUCCAUUACACUUAAAAUGAUUGUGACUAUCAUUAAACACUCAAAAAUAGCAAAGAUAACAGUUCAAGGAAAUGUGAUGUGUGUAACAAUGGGACAAGAGUUUUUUUUUCCUCUCUUUAGGGAGGCGGAUCAGACUAAGGUCAGGGAAUCUGUCUUGUGUUCUUCUUGGUUUGAAGGAAAUAUGGCUAAUUUGCUAACCUGAUGACCCUCAACCAUGCUUCCCAACCAAGCCGAUUUUUUUUUCCUCCUACACGUAAAUGUAGGGACGCAGUGGAAAGUGUUUAUAACUCUUUCUUUUUUGGAAGUCAGUCUCUUGAACAAUGUUCAGAAUUUUUUUUUGUUAUCAUUUCUAUUUAUCUAUUUCUUAAAAACCUGUGCGACAGUGUUAGGCUACUUUUUGCAAAACCAUGACCUCUGCAAACUGGGAGAUAUUAGUGAGUUUGAACGCGGUGCCUUAUCUGCACCAGGAAUGAAACUGUGUCUCCGUUUCCAGGGAGCCAUUCUCCAGUAUUACCCGCUAACCAACGCAGUUCCAGUGAAUUUCCCUUUGGGAUUAUUCACUUUUCCCCCUCAUAAAAGCUUCAUAUUUCCUGUACGGUGUAAAAGAUUUAUUAGUACAAUCCAGACAGUACAGCGGAAGAAGAAGACAUUCCCUUCUUGCCUCAUUUGUUUUUUUUCUAUACUUUUUCAUCUCUUUUUAACUGGAGAUAAUUAAGUGUAACACUCCACCCAUGUGAUUCAGUAUUUAGCUUUUUAUUUGAUAUGGGUUUCAACCACCAGGGCUUGAGCAGUGUGGCUCUGCUGUGAGAGAACAACUUGAAAUAGAACUGCGCUAAGAUUGUAUUCACAUCUCUCCUGUGAUAGACUGAUGCCCUUGUACUCACCCUCCAAAAUUAAGGCACGACUUUUUCACUCACUAAUAUCCAAACCUCCAGAAAAGUUUUUUUUUGUUGUUGUUGUGCUCAUUUAAAAUUGUGUAAGACAUCUAAAACUCCUGUUUUGUUUUAUGUUCUAUUUAUUGUAUCAUUCCAAAAAGCCCACUGUGAUCACAGAAACGUCUUUUCAGUCCUGAGAGAACAUUGGAAAAGGUCUGGCUGAAAAAUUUAAGAUGGAGGUGCAAAAAUAAAUUUGUUACCCCCAACUUUUCUUUUAUGGUCAGACGGUAUGCAGUUUAUCAUUCCAGAAGCUUCAGAUGUUGGGUUAUGGGUUUAUUUAUUGAAGUACUAAUCAAGGUUUAAGUAUAUAAUUAGUGCUAUAAUAAUAUUAAUAAAAAAAGUGUAAUGUGUAGGCAGAAUUAGGACUUCUGAUUGAUUGUCUGCACAGUGCAAAUCUGUAAUCUGUAAUCUCUAUUACAGGUGCUUUCUUGUAGUCAGUGGCCCAGGCUCCCUUUCCAAGGUCAUGUAAAUGGUUAUUGUUAAUUCAGAGAUUUCUUACUUUAUCUUAAAGUUCUGCUUUCUGAAGAGAUGGACAUUUGCCAGCCACAGAGAUAAGAUUUAGCUGAUUUUUAAUGUGCUUUUUUUUUGUUUUAUCAUUUUUUAUU
Messenger RNA from Megalops cyprinoides (Indo-Pacific tarpon), 9374 nucleotides. Its product is annotated as PH_BCR_vertebrate and RhoGAP_Bcr domain-containing protein. The record is from RefSeq and is a predicted model, not a curated record. Lineage: Eukaryota; Metazoa; Chordata; Actinopteri; Elopiformes; Megalopidae. Gene Ontology annotation, biological process: protein phosphorylation; intracellular signal transduction; positive regulation of GTPase activity. Gene Ontology annotation, molecular function: guanyl-nucleotide exchange factor activity; protein serine/threonine kinase activity; GTPase activator activity. Bases 823 to 4881 code for a protein of 1352 amino acids. Gene Ontology annotation, cellular component: membrane. The transcript is spliced from 23 exons.